Molecule: messenger RNA, 1667 nt
Organism: Cladophialophora immunda
Lineage: Eukaryota; Fungi; Ascomycota; Eurotiomycetes; Chaetothyriales; Herpotrichiellaceae
Exons: 1
Coding region: 247-1575 (442 amino acids)
Biological process (GO): retrograde transport, endosome to Golgi
Cellular component (GO): late endosome; cytoplasm
Molecular function (GO): oxidoreductase activity
Source: RefSeq, a predicted model, not a curated record
AUCGUGGUUGGUGGCGAGGAACUUGUAUCCUCGAUGAUUUUCAACACGGAGCCCAUUGCCUGGUAUUGAUUGUUGGACAACGAACAUUGAAAACUACCCUUUGAGCAGUGUUAGGUGGCAGUCCCACACAUCGAGCCCCAUCUGGCUUCGAAACAGAGCAGCGCAUCUUUAUCAGCCACCGUCCGUCUCCUCCCCGGCAAGCAGCAUCUUUUCUUCCAGUCAAAGCGAUACUUCAGCAUAAUCAAUAUGGUCGAGCGUGAGCAGAAAAAGUCGAUAGUGAUCGUUGGCGGCGGUAUCAUCGGCUGCACGACUGCCUAUUUCCUCACCCGGCAUCCUAAAUACAAUCCCGACUUGCACUCGAUCCACCUUCUCGAGGCUACAGGGAUCGCCAGUGGUGCGUCGGGGAAGGCUGGUGGCUUGCUGGCUCUGUGGGCGUAUCCAUCGUGCCUGGUGCCGCUCAGUUUCAGAUUACAUGCCGAACUCGCGAAGGAACACGGGGGUGAGCAGAGAUGGGGCUAUAGGGGAGUGGGUGUUGGCCAGGCCGAGUUGAAAGGGCGGCAUGUCAGUAGCCAGGCGAGGGUGAUGUCCCAGCAUGGCCCUGUGGAUGGCGAAGCAAGCGGAAGUGGAACAGGCAAAGGCGAGGAUAUCAGAGGAGUGCACCGCCCCGAUGUCGCUAGCGAUGGCAACGUCGAUCCAACGCGUGUCAGUCUGCAGAAACGAAGCAAAGAAUCAUACAACAAUCUACGAAGCAUGGGACUGCCGGAUGAUCUUGACUGGCUGGCCGAAGAGUGUCUCAUGGGGUACGACUCGAUGGGCUCGCCCAGGGACAGCGCGCAGGUCCAUCCUUACCAGUUCACCACGUCGAUGGCGAAGCUUGCAGAAGAAAAGGGUGCAAGCGUCAUUCUGGGCAGUGUCAGCAAGAUCGAGUCUAAAGAAGAAGACAUGCACACAGUCAGAUAUACCGACUCCUCAACAAACGAAUCCAAAUCCCUCCUCGCCACAGAUGUCAUCAUCACCGCCGGGCCGUGGACGAAGACUGUCUGGCCGGGGUCUCCAAUCAGCGCAUUGCGCGCUCAUAGCGUGACCAUCCGCCCUUCAAGGCCGGUCAGCGCAUACUGUCUCUUCACGUCGCUCUCGCUGCCCAAGAACUUCAAGGAAGGCACAAAAUCCCGCGCAAACCACGUCACGCCGGAGAUCUACGCGCGGCCGAACAACGAAGUCUACGCGUGCGGCGAGGGCGAUCACCUCGUGCCCUUGCCCAAGUCUACCGCUGAUGUCCAGGUAGAUGACAGCCGGUGUCAGGAUAUCGUGGACUACUGCGCGAGUGUCUCCGACGAGAUGCGCGAUGGCACCGUCCUGGUCAGACAGGCCUGUUACUUGCCGCAGGUAGAGACGGGCGGCGGCCCCUUGGUGGGCUUGACCGGGGUGAAGGGUGUGCACAUGGCCGCGGGACACACUUGUUGGGGAAUACAGAAUGGGCCCGCCACGGGGAAGUUGAUGAGUGAGUUUGUGUUUGAUGGGAAGGCGGUCAGCGCCAAUGUCAGUAGUCUGGACCCCAGGAGAGUACUGAGAUGAAGCGAUGGAGAGGUCGUCGGAGAGGUGUGUAUAGGAUAAACAGUUAGAAGCAGGCGUGCCGCAAACACCAAUGGGAGCCAUGCCAAGCCCUG